Symbiodinium natans is the source of this 309-nucleotide messenger RNA. NCBI's taxonomy places the organism in Eukaryota, Dinophyceae, Suessiales, Symbiodiniaceae. The record is from the annotation of a GenBank genome assembly.
AUGCGACGCGCCGGAGCGGCCAGGGCCGUCCACUGGGCCCUCCUGGUCGUCCUGGCUGCCCUGAGCACGGCCCUGGGGGGCUGCGGUGGCUGCCGGCACGAUGCCGCAAACUGCGCCCUUGGCAAUGAGGACGACUGUGCAGAUCUCGGCAAGUUUGGAGGAUGUAUCAAGGAGGCAAACUGCUGCGAGUCUUCCGACGCAUCUUCCGAGAUAUCCUCGCUUACCAGCUGGAGGAAGCGCCUGAAUGAGCUCUAUGCAUCAGCAGAGCUGGCCGGGCUUGCUUGCGAGCCAAGUCCCUGCGUCAGCUAG